AACUGGGUAAAUCGGUGUAAGUCGCUUUGAAGAAAAGUACCAGUUAAGUGAGUAAACGUAAAUGAAAGAGACGUGUUUGUGGCCAGCAGUCGAUGUCCCUGUGGAUCAUCUGCCGUGAUGCCCUUUGGGCUCCUGUCCCCUUUCAGGGGGCCACCGCCUGCAACCGCUGUUUCGGGAAUCUCUGAUUCAGGGGCACGUGGGGGGGCGUCGAUCUAAACACUGCUGUGUGAGUCAAGAGGCUGGAGGUGUAGAACCCACUCCUCCCCACCCCACCCCAGCCCACCCACUCGAAAUGCACACUGCCAGGGUAUUUAUAGAGCCAGAGCACAGUGAGGCUCCCUUUCUUAAACAGAAGAGAGGAGAGGAGCGGCUCACAUUCGCUGCAGCUGUUGACUCGCACCUUCCAGAACAUACCGUCUGCUGUCUGUUGGGUCCUCUCUGUUUCCCUCCCCUGCGAACGGCGAUACAGCAAGUUGAAGCCGAUCCCCCACCUCCGCUGCGUGUUUUACUGCCAACUAGAGGCCGGAUGCAGAAAUGCAGAUGACGGAAAGCUUGUGAGCCCCCUCGUGAAAGCACCGCCCUGAUGGAGAAGCCCGCCGUGCAGACGCAGCCCUCCACGCUGCCCUUCUUCGACACGUCGCACGCCUUCAACCUGCUGCGCGGCAUCCACGAGCUGCGCGCCGAGCGCAAGUUCUUCGACGUGACCCUGUGUGCCGAGGGCCGCGAGUUCCCCUGCCACCGCACGGUGUUGGCUGCCGCCAGCACCUACUUCCGCGCCAUGUUUGCGGGGACGCUGCGCGAGAGCGCCAUGGACCGCGUGGUUCUGCACGAGGUAUCCGGGGAGCUGCUGGGGCUGCUGGUGGACUUCUGCUACACGGGCCGCGUCACCGUGGCCCAGGACAACGUGGACCUGCUGCUGAAGGCGGCCGACCUCUUCCAGUUCCCCUCGGUGAAAGAGGCGUGUUGCGCCUUUCUUGAGCAGCGGCUCGAUGUCUCCAACUGCCUGGAGAUCCAGGAAUUCGCCGAGGCGUACGCCUGCCACGACUUGGCCGACAGCGCGCGCCGAUUCGCUCUGCGCAACAUCGCCGAACUUGCCAAAGGCAAGGAGUUUGAGCGGCUACCGUGGAAGCGGCUGCUGGAGUUCUUGUCGGACGACGGGCUGUGCGUGGACAAGGAGGAGGCGGCCUACCAGCUGGCCGUGCGCUGGGUAAAGGCAGACCCCCAGCGCCGGCUGCACCACUGGCCCGAGCUGCUGCAGCAGGUCCGCCUGCCCUUCGUGCGCCGCUUCUUCCUGCUGGCGCACGUGGAGAGCGACCCGCUGGUGUACCUGUCGCCCGCUUGCCUGCGGUUGGUCAGUGAGGCACGCGCCUUCCAGUCCAGCGAGUACGAUCGGCACGACCGGCCGUGCCGGCGAAUGCGCCCGCGUCCCUCCACGGGCCUAGCUGAGAUCCUGGUGGUGGUGGGCGGUUGCGACCAGGACUGCGACGAGCUGGUCACCGUGGACUGCUACAACCCGCAGACCGGCCAGUGGCGCUACCUGGCCGAGUUCCCCGACCACCUGGGGGGCGGCUACAGCAUCGCUGCGCUGGGCAAUGACAUGUAUGUGACAGGAGGUUCUGACGGGUCGCGGCUCUACGACGGCGUGUGGCGCUACAACUCGAGCGUGAACGAAUGGACGGAGGUGUCGCCCAUGCUGCGGGCGCGCGAGUACCACAGCUCGUGCGUGCUGAAGGGCCAGCUGUACGUAGUGGCAUCGGACAGCACGGAGCGCUACGACCACACGCUGGACUGCUGGGAGCCGCUGCCGCCCAUGCUGCACGCCAUGGACAACUGCUCCACGACUGCCUGCAGGGGGCGUCUCUACGCCAUCGGCUCCCUCACAGGCGAGGACACCAUGACUAUGCAGAGUUACGACCCCGACACCAACCGCUGGGCCCUGGUCAACUGUGGCCAGCUGCCGCCCUGGUCUUUCGCGCCCAAGACGGUCACCCUCAACGGCCUCAUCUACUUCAUCAGGGAUGACUCUGCAGAGGUGGAUGUGUACAAUCCACUCAAGAACGAGUGGGACAAGGUCAGCCCCAUGAACCAGGUCCACGUCGGGGGCAGCGUUGCCGCCCUGGGAGGGCGUCUCUUUGUAUCCGGUGGGUACGACAACACCUUUGAGCUGUCGGACGUGGUGGAGGCCUACGACCCCGCGAUCCGAACCUGGUCACACGUCGGCCGCCUGCCGCAGCCCACCUUCUGGCAUGGCAGUGUCAGCAUUUUCCGCCAGUUUAUGCCCCUGGUGCCGAGCGCCUUUGAGCCCAUAGAUGCCCCGGAAAGCAAUGCCAUCCACUUGCACCGGCACCACCGCAACCCAUUUUUGCAUGACCACGACAACCACAACCACAACAGAGACGUCAACCCAGCGCACUGAGCCCAGCCCCCGUCAAACUCGGCCCCCGCUUGUCACUCCUCCCAUUAGGUCAUGUUUACUGUGCCAACACUAGGUUGUGUGUUCUGCACUUUACCAGAUGUGUAUAUAACCGUCUGAACUGGACCCUACGGAGAAAACGCAGCCGGCCGAUAUUUUAAAUGUUAAUAUCCAUUUCCGUGUCUUGGCUGGACUGUUAACUGCUUUACCACCACUUAAAGUUAGGAGCAUCCAAGAAAUUAGUUGGUAACCCUUGAAAAAAAAGCAUUAUCUGUGAGAGAGAGAGAGAAAAAAGUGACACCGACUCCUUAUUGGCUCCUCGUUUGCAUUUACAGUCCAAACACUGCUGGCCUUGCAUGUGUAUAGUAAUUCCUUAGAGGACAUUUUCCUUUGCAGCAGGUUAAUAUAGGAGGUAAGGACACUGAAUGAUAGCCUCAAGGUUGCUGGUUCAGGUCCCAAGAGAUCCAUUGCUGUUGUAGCCAUGUGGAAAGGUACUCAGCUGGAGUUGCUCCAUGGAACAUAAAAUGGUAAAGUAAGGUGAUUUGGAUUAAACCAUCAGAUGAACUAUGAAGUAAGACUAAUACAGACUGAGUUCUAGAACAAGCAGCCUGAAUGGGGUUUGAAGUAGUGUUCGGUGGGUAAAUUUCGGAUACAGUUCAACGUUAUGUCAGUGACUGAAAAGCAAAACAUUCCAGAGUGAGAGCUUUAGUACUUUGAGCUGCCAGAAGCUGCAGAAUUCAUCUGCUGUUAGGCUGCGAGGGCUGUUCAGAGCACUUCUGGAUGUUCUAAGAAACCUUGUUCAGCUGCAGUUGUUGGGGUCCUGUCCCAGGACACAGGUUCCAAGGCCUCUUGCCGUUUGUCAGCGGAGCAACUAGCCGGAUCCCACGUUAGCGCCCUUGGCGAUAAGACGGACAGACAGAUGUUCACACGCCAGGCCGAGGUCGCUUUGUUCCCCGUACGCACUCGGUUGGGAACAAAACACACCUCCCUCAUGAUGUUCCAGAUCAAUCCUUUUAAGAUGCCACCCUCCGUGAGGCUGACCCUUGACUGUGCAGGACCGCGUCGUCCUCUGGCCCGGCCCACACGCGAUGCGUGCUCCUGAAGUGUUCAGUGAUACUGAGGUACCGAUAGAUGCUUGGUUAUUUUUAUAGUAAAUUAUAGUUAUUUAAAAACAUGUAUUUAUCGGUGUAGAGUUUAGUGAGGAAGAUGAAGGAGGUGGAAGAUUGCUGCUGUAUCUAAACUGCUUUGAAACAUGUGCUCGCUCAUGUUGACAAAGUGUCAGUGUAGCUUUUGUUUCUGCUCAAGAAGCCACAAGUGUCACUGUAUGGAAACUGGAAGCCGCUACGUAC
Messenger RNA from Scleropages formosus (Asian bonytongue), 3762 nucleotides. It is a transcript of the gene klhl21, whose product is annotated as kelch-like family member 21. Gene Ontology annotation, molecular function: protein binding. The record is from RefSeq and is a predicted model, not a curated record. The transcript is spliced from 6 exons. Gene Ontology annotation, biological process: protein ubiquitination. The coding region runs from base 584 to 2416 and encodes 610 amino acids. Lineage: Eukaryota; Metazoa; Chordata; Actinopteri; Osteoglossiformes; Osteoglossidae.